GGAGUUUCAUGAAGGUUUGCAAGAAUGGAGUUACUCCGGCUUUAUCCUGUGGAUGUAGCAGCAGAGUCUCUGCCUUGUUCCCCACAGAUCACAGUAGAGGACCGGUUCCGACUAAAGAAAUCACCGCUCCUGUCUCCUACACGGUGCACAUCACCCUCCAUCUGCAGGAUAGAACAGCCGCGGAGGAUAUGCCUCACGCCGGAGGACAGGAAACUCGUCGUAAGGUCCCCAACGGACAAGUUCUACCUGCCCAUCUACAACUUCACUAUAGAAUCCAAACGGAACCUGUUGGAACAACAUGUGGUCGUCAAGAUCAUGUCCACGCAUGUCAGGGAAAGCGGUCUCAGGGAGGGUGACGUCAUAUUGUCUAUUAACGGAAGUGAUGUGCGUGCACUUAGUCAUGAUGACGUCAUAGCUCUAAUACAGCGUCAAAAGAACGACUUGAGAAUGGUUGUCAGGGCGUCACCCGGAUGGUUACUACAGCAACCAAGAGCAGAGAACGCCCAUGUGGAACGCAGUCUCGCACCCAGAGGUCCAAAGACCACAAAUGUCGGAGAUUUUGAAGACAAUUCUCUUGGAGGCACUCUACAGAAAAUGCACCCUUUCGCAGAACCGAAAAGCGUUACCAUAAAACCACAUCUAUUGUACAGGCUCCCCGAGACGAUGGGUGAGAUCCCAGUCUACGGCAUCUCCAUUCACAGCGAGAAGGGCAUCCAUCAUGUCGAGGAGCUCUACAGCAAGAACGCUAAGGAAAGCGGUUUGAAACGAGGUGACCUGAUCUUGACUAUAGACGGACAGAAUGUUGGAGGCCUGUCUAGGGAAGAGGUUGUGCGGAGAAUCCAGGAGCGGUGUGACCACCUGGAGCUGACGGUAGUCAGUCCACACUACCACUGGGCCAGGAGGUUCUGGCGGUCCUGGAAGAAACUCGUCCAACCCUUCAGGGUCAUCUUCGGCAAAUCUGAGUGGAUGGGCUAACGGAGAAGAAGGGGACACCCCUAUGUUCCAAUGCCCCUACAUAUAUGUUCCAGCACCCCUAUGUUCCAAUGCCCCUUCAUAUGUGUUCCAGCACCCCUAUGUUCCAAUGCCCCUACAUAUAUGUUCCAGCACCCCUAUGUUCCAAUGCCCCUACAUAUAUGUUCCAGCACCCCUAUGUUCCAAUGCCCCUACAUAUAUGUUCCAGCACCCCUAUGUUCCAAUGCCCCUACAUAUAUGUUCCAGCACCCCUAUGUUCCAAUGCCCCUACAUAUAUGUUCCAGCACCCCCAUGUUCCAAUGCCCCUACAUAUAUGUUCCAGCACCCCUAUGUUCCAAUGCCCCUACAUAUAUGUUCCAGCACCCCAGGCCUAUGUUCCAACACCAUCAAGUAACGACGCCCAUAUGUGUUUCUAUGCCCCUAUACAAGCGGUAUGUUAUGUUCCAACGACCCUAUGUUUCAAAACCUCUAUGUCCCAACACCUCUACGUUCUGACGCCCCUAUGUUUUGACUUCCCUUUGUUUCGAAACAUCUACGUUCUGACGCCCCUAUAGCUAUGGUCCGACGCCCAUAUAUUCCGACAAAGGGUUCGGUACGUAAGGGUAAUGAUCUAAAAGAAAAACAGGUUGGGUUGUCAGAACAGGGUGUCGGAACACAUAUACACGGGGCAUCGGAACAUACAUGUAGGGGUGUCUCGUACAUAGGUGUUUAAGGCUGCCGAGGAUUAGGAGUACACUCCCUGGAGCUCAUGAAAAAUGGGACUGACGUUGAGAUUUAUGACGACGUGGCUUACUGUACAUAUGGAUGAGGCCUAGGGGACCCAGAGGACACUUCAAUGGUCAUAGACAGAAAAUUGGCUGGGAAAAACUGGCCAAUGUCAUGGCUCACUUCAAUAUGAAUUAUACAAUAAUCGAGACAAAGAAUCGUGACUAUAUCUACCAGUAUGAGCGUGAUAAAACGAUGUCACGUUUGGCAUAUUCGCCA
This is a messenger RNA of Branchiostoma belcheri (Belcher's lancelet), 1956 nucleotides long. Its product is annotated as Na(+)/H(+) exchange regulatory cofactor NHE-RF3-like. Bases 25 to 975 code for a protein of 316 amino acids. Gene Ontology annotation, molecular function: protein binding; protein-membrane adaptor activity. NCBI's taxonomy places the organism in Eukaryota, Metazoa, Chordata, Leptocardii, Amphioxiformes, Branchiostomatidae. Gene Ontology annotation, cellular component: apical plasma membrane. The record is from RefSeq and is a predicted model, not a curated record. The transcript has 8 exons. Gene Ontology annotation, biological process: protein localization to plasma membrane.